Messenger RNA from Heterobilharzia americana, 276 nucleotides. Lineage: Eukaryota; Metazoa; Platyhelminthes; Trematoda; Strigeidida; Schistosomatidae. The record is from the annotation of a GenBank genome assembly.
AUGGAAGACUACUAUUUUAAGUAUUUAUACCCAUUUAUAAAACAGCUGAUUACUGCCAUAGCAUUUGUACUAGGUGCCAGGCGUUCAUUCCGUUCAGCACAAUCAACUGAAUCAUUUCAAAGGUCAUUGUACAACUAUUCAUCACUGAGAUAUGGUGAGUCAUUUAUAAACUCAACUGAAAAGAAACCAUUUAGGAUAACUUCGAGCUCGAAGCCUAUCUCUGGAUAUACUGCUACAAUGCUGACAAUUUUCUACUGUAAACAAAUUCCAUUCUGA